Neltuma alba is the source of this 2454-nucleotide messenger RNA. RefSeq names its product receptor-like protein EIX2. The record is from RefSeq and is a predicted model, not a curated record. Gene Ontology annotation, molecular function: protein binding. NCBI's taxonomy places the organism in Eukaryota, Viridiplantae, Streptophyta, Magnoliopsida, Fabales, Fabaceae. The coding region runs from base 1 to 2454 and encodes 817 amino acids. The transcript is spliced from 2 exons.
AUGGAUGGUUCUUGCAAUAUCGUCGUGGUUGUUUUUCUUUGGUUACUUACCUUAUCAAAUGUUGAUUUAUGCAUUUGCAGAACAUCUUAUGAGGUUCAGUGCCUUCCAAGUGAGCGAGAUGCCUUACUUAAGAUGAAGAGUCAUCUCUCAGAUCCUUCAAACAGGCUAACCUCUUGGUCUCUCCAUGCAAAUUGCUGCAGCUGGGUUUCAGUUGUUUGCCACAACAUCACAGGCCAUGUUCUUGAGCUCCACCUCACGACUCCACCUCCUUUACAGUUUGGCGGCGAUGAUUUGUAUGAGACAUUAAUGUUUGGUGGUGAGGUACAUUCUUCCUUGCUUGACUUGAAGCAUUUGAAUUAUUUGGAUUUGAGCAGUAAUUAUUUUGGAGGCAUGCAAAUACCUGGUUUUCUUGGCUCAAUGAAAAGCUUGACGUAUCUUAACCUAUCUCAUGCUGGGUUUGGUGGAAGCAUUCCUCUUCAAUUUUGGAAUCUUUCCAAUCUGAUCUAUCUUGACCUUGGAGGCAAUUAUUUGGAAGGAAGCAUUCCUCAUCAAAUUGGAAAUCUCUCCAAUCUAAUCUGCCUCAAUCUCAGCAGCAAUGUUUUGGAAGGAAGCAUUCCUCAUCAAAUUGGAAAACUCUCCAAUUUACAAUAUCUUGGUCUUGGAGGUAAUGAAUUUAAUGGAAGCAUUCCUCGUCAAAUUGGAAAUCUCUCCAAUUUGCAAUAUCUAGAUCUUGGAUAUAAUCAGUUUGGCGGAAGCAUCCCCCAUCAAAUUGGAAACCUCUCAAAUCUAAUCAAUCUUCAUCUCGGAUAUGAUGAAAACCUUCAAUGGGUUUCAGCUCUUUCUUCUCUUCAGCAUCUUGAGCUGAGUUAUUUAAACCUAUCCAACACCUUUGGCUGGUUGCAGGAUCUAGAUUCACUUCCUUCCCUGAGAGAGUUGCACUUGUUAGGAUGUGAUUUGAACCAUCAUUUUGAACCAUCAACCUUAAACUUUUCAUCUUUAGCCAUCCUUCAUCUUUCUGAUUCUGAAUUGGGCACUUCAUUGAUUCCAAAUUGGCAUCUUCAAUAUUUGGACAUCUCCGACAACAAGAUUCGUGAUUCAAUUCCAACUUGGUUUUGGGGCAUAGCUGGAAAUCUCUACUAUUUGAAUCUCUCCCACAAUCAUAUUGAAGGAGAGCUUUCGAAUACACUGAUAAACUGUUCUUCUAGAGUUGUUGAUCUAAGCUCAAAUAAGUUACAUGGCCAAUUACCGUAUGUAUCACAAAAUGUGGCAUUCUUAGACCUCUCAAGCAACUGGUUUUCAGGAUCCAUUACUCACUUUUUGUGUCAUAAACAAGAGGAGAUGGGGUUAAGAUUUCUUAAUUUGGCAUCAAAUAAUUUAUCAGGUAAAGUACCUGAUUGCUGGGCGAGGUGGCCAUAUCUUGUGGUAGUGAACUUAGGAAACAACCAUUUCACUGGAAUUUUACAGACAUCCAUGUCAUCCUUGCCACUAUUGAAAAUGUUGAACCUUCGCAACAAUAGUUUUUCUGGAAAUUUACCGAGUUUUUUGAAGAACAGAAAUAGCCUGGAUUCCUUGGAUCUGGGAGAGAAUCAAUUUUCAGGAAUGAUUCCAUCUUGGGUUGGACAAAGUUUAUCAAAUUUGAAGAUUCUUGUUCUGAGAUCAAACAAAUUUUCUGGUCCAAUUCCUCAUCAAAUUUGCGACAUGAGUGUCUUACAAAUCUUGGACCUCGCGCAUAACGAGUUGACAGGAUAUAUUCCAAAAUGUGUCAACCAUUUGAGUGCCAUGUUGGUAAUAAAUAAUAGUUUAGAGUCAUACAUUCCUCUCACAAAAAUAUAUGCUCUUCAAUUGGUAGUUGAACCAUUAUUGUUGAAAGAAAGGGUUUAUGAUUACAGCUCCAACCUUGGUCUCAUCACUAGUAUCGACUUGUCAAACAAUGAAUUAUCUGGAGAGAUACCAACAAAACUUACAAGACUUAAGGGACUUCAUUUUUUGAACCUUUCAAAUAAUCAUUUUGUUGGCCAAAUUCCUCAAAAUAUUGGCAAUAUGAAAUCACUUGAGACUAUGGACUUCUCAAGAAACCAUCUUACAGGUGAAAUCCCGCCAAGCAUGUCGAAAUUGAGCUUUCUGAGCAUGCUGAACUUGUCUUACAAUAAUUUGAUGGGAAAAAUUCCAACAGGGACCCAAAUACAAAGCUUUGAAGCAUCAAGUUUUGUUGGCAAUUAUGAUUUAUGUGGUCCUCCACUCAAUAGUUGUUCAUCAAACAGCUCCAGCAACAAAGAAGAAGAAGUCCAUCAUGUGAAAGGAAUCAAUUGGUUCUUUGUCAGCAUGGCAUUUGGAUUUAUUGUGGGGUUCUGGGCAGUGGUGGGUCCUUUGCUCUAUAGUAGUUCAUGGAAGUAUGCUUAUUUCCAAUUCAUUGAUCGCAUGUGGUAUAAACUGCAAUACCGUUGCUGCUGGUGA